UGCCUCUCCUAGGAUCGCUACCCAUAAAACGUCAUGGCUUCCUUACUCGGAGCUGGCUACGAGUCAAGCGACGAUGACACCGCUCCCUCCGCCCCGCAAACCCAGCCCCCGGUGCCGUCUGCGACCAAGAUUGUCGCGGCGCCCGAAGUGAAUACAGAGGAUCAAGCGCACAUGCAGAUGAUGCUGGCUAAUACGUCCUCCACCGCCCUCACCUACAACGCCACAUACGAUGACCUCUCUCGACCAUCGCAAGGCCCGGCCAACCCUUUCAAGCCCGCCGGCGCGGCCAACGGCGCCAAGCGCAAGAACGUGCCGACGGGCUACGCUGAAGAGGCAGCCAUCAGCGAAGCGAUGUUUACGGCACAACACCGCACGUUCCAGAGUCUCGGCUACACACGCAACCCGACUGUCCCCGAGCAAUUCGUCGGCAACCUCGCCCACGCAGCGCAGUUCGGCGGCCGCGACGUGAUCCAGAUGAAACCGUCGAAGGAGGUCUCCGCGGCGCUGCGCGCCAAGCGACAGAAGAAGGGCGACUCGAGCAUCGUCGAAGGGGAGGGCGCCUACCUGGGCCCGUGGGCCAAAUACCAAUCCGACAACCACUACUAUGAAGAUGCAGAAGCUGUGGAAGGCGCAGAGGACCGCGAGCUAGCCAGCGACGAGGAGUACGUGUACGAGGACGAGGCGGACGCGGCGGCGGCACCACCAUCGCACAUCCCCGCGGCGAUGGACAAACUAGCGACGGACUACCAAGACGACACGGGCAACGCGGAGACGACCGAGUUUCACGGCAGCGAGCAAUUCGACUACCUGGGGCGGACGUACAUGCACAUUCCGCAGGAUCUGGACAUCGACCUCCGCAAGGAGCCGGGCAGCACGAAGAACUUCAUCCCCAAGAAACUCAUCCACACGUACAAAUCGCACACGAAGGCGAUCACAUCGCUACGGUUCUUCCCGCGGGCGGGCCACCUCCUCCUGUCCUCGGCGGCGGACGGGCAAGCCAAGAUCUGGGACGCGUACCACUCGCGCGAGCUGCUGCGCACGUUCUCGGGCCACAGCAAGGCGAUCACGGACACGGACUUCCACCCGACGGGGACGACGUUCCUCACGGCCUCGUACGACCGGCAGAUCAAGCUGUGGGACACGGAGUACGGCAAGUGCGUGGGGCGGUUCUCGACGGGCAAGACGCCGCACGUGGUGCGGUUCAACCCGUCGCCGGAGCUCUCGCACGAGUUCCUGGCGGGCAUGUCGGACAAGAAGAUCGUGCAGUUCGACACGCGGUCGGGCGAGCUCGUCCAGGAGUACGACCACCACCUGGCGGCCAUCAACACCAUCACCUUCGUCGACGACAACCGCCGCUUCAUCUCCACCUCGGACGACAAGUCGCUGCGCGCCUGGGAGUACGGCAUCCCCGUGCCUAUCAAGUUCAUCGCCGAGCCCUACAUGUUCGCCCUCACCCGCGCCGCGCCCCACCCCAACGGCAAGUACGUCGCCUUCCAGUCCGGCGACAACCAGAUCGUCGUCUACGGCGCCACCGACAAGUUCCGCCAGAACCGCAAGAAGAGCUUCCGCGGCCACAACAACGCCGGCUACGGCAUCGACAUCAAGAUCUCCCCCGACGGCCAGUUCCUCGUUUCGGGAGACAGCGCCGGCUACGUCUGCUUCUGGGACUGGAAGACCGGCAAAAUGUACCACAAGAUCAUGGCCGGCGGCAAGGAAGGUGGCGCCACCACCUGUCUGGAUUGGCAUCCCCAGGAGACCAGCAAGGUCGUCACCGGUGGUCUGGAUGGUAUCAUUCGCUAUUGGGAUUGAUUGCGUCGUCGUCGACUUUGCUCUUUCCUUUUACUUUCGCGGGAAAAGGGGCAUGGGGUUAUGGAUCAUGUUCUUCCUUCUUAUCCUUUUUUUUUUUAAUAUCUUCAUAGAUAUGGGCCCUUCGUCGCCGGUUUCUUGGGACGGUUAGUAGUAUAGGUGCUG
Messenger RNA from Aspergillus homomorphus CBS 101889, 1971 nucleotides. Its product is annotated as WD40 repeat domain-containing protein. NCBI's taxonomy places the organism in Eukaryota, Fungi, Ascomycota, Eurotiomycetes, Eurotiales, Aspergillaceae. Gene Ontology annotation, molecular function: protein binding; mRNA binding. Gene Ontology annotation, biological process: mRNA splicing, via spliceosome. Gene Ontology annotation, cellular component: catalytic step 2 spliceosome. The record is from RefSeq and is a predicted model, not a curated record. The coding region runs from base 34 to 1809 and encodes 591 amino acids. The transcript is spliced from 2 exons.